This is a messenger RNA of Kwoniella botswanensis, 1272 nucleotides long. RefSeq lists its product as uncharacterized. The record is from RefSeq and is a predicted model, not a curated record. NCBI's taxonomy places the organism in Eukaryota, Fungi, Basidiomycota, Tremellomycetes, Tremellales, Cryptococcaceae. The transcript is spliced from 7 exons. Gene Ontology annotation, molecular function: FAD binding. Bases 1 to 1272 code for a protein of 423 amino acids.
AUGUCUACUGAUUCCACUGAUAAGAAGUGCAAAGUCCUGAUCGUCGGCGGUGGAAUAGCCGGUCUUGCUGCUGCUCAUUACCUUGAAAGAGCCAAGAAGGAGGGAUGGGCGCCUCCGUCCCUUCAAGUGACAGUAUACGAAAGGAACGAAGAGGACAACGAUUCCGUCAAAUACCCUAUGCAGAUAUCCCCUGACGCGAGAUCAGCUCUGCAAAAGAUCCUCUCCACUCAAGCAUACUCCAAUUUGACCACUCAAUCAAACUACGGUAUCACCCAUGGUGGCGUCAACAUCCUCAACCCAGAUCUGAGCCACUUAUUCUCGAACAUCAAAUAUCAGAACGAACAGCCUCAGAAAAAGAGUAGUGAGGGUCAGAGAAUAGAAGCGAAAGUUGAAGUGGUAUUCGAGGAUGGUGCGAACGAGUUGGCGGAUCUGGUUAUUGGUGCCGACGGUAUAGGCUCUAUUGUUCGAUCCCAGAUUCACCCCUCCUUUCCUCACAUCCCUCUCCUUCCUUACGUCAUGAUCCCAUUCAAGCUAGCCACGCCCAUUGCCAAACUCCCUCUGCAACUCAACAAAGACUGUCAAAAUAUCAUCUUCGGCAGUCGCUCGAACUGUCUCCAUAUCAUUCCACUGCACGGUACAGAUCUCCCUCACAUGACACCCAGAUCAGCCAUGACCUUAUCAGAACAAGGACCUUUCGCCGAGCCCGAUCAAACUGUCUUGAAAGUACAAGAUGCUCUGGAAGAUCACCAAACGGGAUAUGUACUCGUCAGGAUGUUUCUGAACGUCAGUGCCGAAGGUGCAGCUGGGUGGGAAGAUCUGACUGAAGGUGCGUGGAUCGAUAAGAUUCUCGAUAUCCUCAAGAAAGACGGCACGAAUAAAGGGUUAUUGGAGAUCAUCGAGAACGACUUAAUACCCGGUACAAUUAGCUCGACCGGUGUUGUCAGUGGUGCGCCUGGAAAACACGUCCCUUAUAAGGAUGGGAAAGUGUUCUUGAUAGGGGAUGCGGCUCAUGCUGUACCACCUACAAAUGGGAAUGGAGGUGCGGCAGCCUUGUUAGAUGCUCAAGGAAUAGUAGAGACGCUCUUGACAUGUUCGGAACUUGGUCCAGGAGACGCUCCACUCACCUCUCUGCUACCUGAGACAUACCAUCAGUCUCUCAUCCGAUCCGAAGCUUACCUGAAAGAAUCAUUACACCUUCUGGAAAACUCAACUACAUCAGGAUGGUCGGGGUUCAUCCAGAAAUCCAGAUUGAAAUUGAUGGAUAUUUUUUGA